Messenger RNA from Laetiporus sulphureus 93-53, 901 nucleotides. RefSeq lists its product as uncharacterized. Bases 14 to 901 code for a protein of 295 amino acids. Gene Ontology annotation, molecular function: nickel cation binding. The transcript is spliced from 2 exons. The record is from RefSeq and is a predicted model, not a curated record. NCBI's taxonomy places the organism in Eukaryota, Fungi, Basidiomycota, Agaricomycetes, Polyporales, Laetiporaceae.
CGACCACGACGGCAUGGAUAAUGACAACGAGGCCUACAUUCUCCUGCUUCUAUCAGACAGUAAUCUACCAACAGGUUCCUUUGUUGCAUCAGCGGGCCUGGAGUCUUACGUGACGCACGGAUUCUUGUCUUCACCACCUUCAUCUCAUUUGCGCGAUAGAUUGGGCGCGACUAUGGACUUCGUACGCGACAGCCUAGCUGCCUAUGCGAGAAGUGCACUGCCUUUCGUCUCGGAUGCCCACCAGGCUAUGAAGACGCUCUGCGAUACCGAACUACAUGCGUUCGAAGAGAUGCUGGAGAGCACGCUUGUCCGCAUCAAGAAUCUGGACAAUCUCUAUGAGGCUAUGACACUGAACCAAGUUUCACGGCGAGCAUCGAGGUCGCAGGGUGUGGCACUGUUGACUUUAUACUCGAAAGGCUUCGCGAGGCCACCAUCCCUCGAACGACAUUUGGACAACUCCGAUCUGGCGGACGACCGUCAAACACGUCGCGAGAGCUUUGCAGGCAGGUUCAUGGGCAGGCUGAAGCUGGAAAUUAGAAGGGAGGACACUCAAGGACACCUGCCUGUAUGCUGGGGUGUCCUCACAAGCUCGCUAGGACUUUCGCUGGAACGCAGCCAAUUCCUGCAUCUAUUCUUGCACGCUCGCAGUCUGCUCUCAGCCUCCGUGCGACUCAACACAGUUGGUCCUUAUGCUGCACAACAGCUCCUUUUGCACGGCGUCCGACCCUUGGUGGAGACCGAAGCAGCACGCUGCAGGAACCUCCGGACAGGAUACGAAAGCGCAGCGUCGGAAAAAGCAGCAUUCGAUGAGACCGGGCAAGGUCCAGCAGUCACCUGGCCAUUGGGCGAGAUCCUCGCCGCCCGACACGACCUGCAGCACUCGCGAAUCUUCAACAGCUGA